Molecule: messenger RNA, 4586 nt
Organism: Zeugodacus cucurbitae (melon fly)
Lineage: Eukaryota; Metazoa; Arthropoda; Insecta; Diptera; Tephritidae
Product: leukocyte receptor cluster member 8 homolog
Exons: 6
Coding region: 358-2829 (823 amino acids)
Cellular component (GO): nucleus
Source: RefSeq, a predicted model, not a curated record
UCAUUCUUGUUACAGUUCAGUGGCCAUGUUUCGUCAUUAUAAUUGAAAGAAAUUUAAUUUUCAGAAGACUUUUUCUUGAAUUUAUACAAAUCAAUUAUUUGCUCUUAAAAGUUAUGAAACAAUAUAAUCGAAAGUGUAAUCAAUUCAAAAGAAAUAUCGUGAAAAAUAUUUAGGUUUAGUGGUAAAAAAACUUAAAUUUUUGCAUGACCGCACCUGCAUUUUGUUAGAUCCAGAUUUUCAACGUAAGGUAAGUUUUGUUAACCAUAAAGUCGUAAAAGGGGUCUGUUUACUUCGAGGACCUUAGAGAUUGUUCUACGGACUGCCAGCACAAAAACUUGUUAUUUUUGUGACUGAAAUAUGUCGGACACCAUAACUGCACCCUUAAUACCACAAUUACAAGAGAUGCAACAACAGCAGCAACAUAAUGGCGUUAACACCAACGCAUCUAACGCCCAACAAUGGUAUUCCAAUCCGUGGUAUGCUAAUCAACAAUAUCAACAACAAUAUAGCCAAUAUUAUCAAUACUAUAUGCGAUACGGAUUACAACAACAACAACAACAGUCUCAACAAAGCAAUAAUGCACCCCCUGGAUUUAGUAAUUCUCUAAAUCAACAUGCCGAUAAAAAUUUACCACCACUACCAGCUGGUCCACCGCCUCCACCGCCAAUGACCCCUGGUAACAAUCAGUUGCAGGGUAAUCAGAAAGGGUUUGGUGGUAUACGGUUUAACUUGAAUCAACAGAAGCGCUUAGCCAAUGCUCCCAAUCCGUUACAAAAUUCAAACUCCCCGAUGAAUACUGCAGUUUUCCAAAAUAAUACGACUAAUAAUGGUAUAAAUACUAUGGCUAUGAACAACGUAAACGGUAGUGGUAAAAAAAAGCGUAAACGAAAUAAGAAACAGAACCCUCUACAACAACAGCAGCAGGCUGCUUUCGAUGCACAUUUCGAAAACCUGAAUACGAGUCAACAAAUGAAUGGAAGCUUCGUUAACACAUCUUUACCACCACCUACAAUUCCUCCUCCUAUAACUGCGGAUUUAACGAAACCGCCUCCUCCAAUUAUGCCGUAUUCCAACUUCAAAACCCAUGAUGCGGUUGAUGUUAAUAAACAGGGCGAACAAAAACCACUUACUAACAGUGUUAGUUCUACCGAGCCGCCUAAUAAAAAAAUAAAUAUGUUUAAUAAUCCCAAUGAUGCUUGGCCAGAGUCUUUGAAUAGUUAUGUAGCUCGUUGCUAUGCUAAAUGUGCUACCGAUUUGGAUAAGGACCAAAUUGAUAUAUGUCUGAAAGGAAAAAUAAUGGCAGCAGCUAAUCGGAAUGAGCUUUGGACUCGAGAUUGGGAUAAUGAGCCUGUUCCGAGUGUGCACAGUGAAAGAAACAAUGUACAAAUGCAACUGUACAACCAGAAACAAAAGCAACAACAGCCACAGGAACAUACACAAGACACACAAAAUUAUAAGCAGCAACAAAAUCAAAUAAACCAGAAACAAUCAACACAACAAAAGAAUUUAAAAGGUAUAUCACGUAGUUUAAACGCUCGAUUAGGUCAACGGAAUUCGUUUGGUGGCGCACAGAGGACAUCAAGAGAUUCUAGGAGUCGUUCGCGCUCUCCGCCAUCAAAUAAAUAUCGCAAACGAAGUACGCGCUCUCGUUCAUGUAGUCCCACAUUAAGUCCGCGUCGGAAAAUUUGUCGAAGUUCUAGUUCCGAAUCAUCUGAUCGUCGAUCUUCUGAAAAUUUCAUUCCAUUUAAUUGUUCUAGUAAAAAGACGCAAAAGGCUAAUAACUCCAAGAGAAGUAAACAUGUUAAAAGCACAAAUUCAAAAUCCAAAGUACCUUUUUAUUCGUCUUCUAUCGGUGGGGCAGUUGAUGAUGAUACUACUCGUUUGCAACAACGCGCAGCUCGAUUCUCUCAAGGAUCAUUGUCGAAGAAGUCGGUUGUCUCGGUAGCAAGUUCUCCUUUCGGUGUAGCGAAACAACAAAAGCAAAGAAAGAGCGUAACUAGUUUGGGUGGGCGUAUGUAUAUGGAUAUCGAAUCCACGGGAGGUUUUGAGACAGGGUUAGAUUUAUUCGAUUUACAUAUAGUAGGUACGUGUAGGGAUUUGGAGAAGUCAUUUCUUCGUUUGACAAAGGCACCAAUGCCGUCGGAAGUGCGGCCCAUUGAGGUGUUAGCGCAUUCGCUGCAAAAUGUCAAACAAAAAUGGAAAGACAAUCAGGAUUAUUAUUAUGCAUGCGAUCAGCUUAAGUCUAUACGUCAAGAUCUGACGGUCCAAGGUAUUCGAGAUAAGUUCACGGUAGAAGUAUAUGAAACACACGCCCGUAUUGCAAUGGAAAAAGGUGAUCAUGAAGAGUUCAAUCAAUGCCAAACACAAUUAAAAAUGCUUUAUACGGAAGUGGGAGCAAGUGUGAAUUCAUUAGAAUUUACAGCAUAUAGAAUACUGUACUAUAUAUUUACAAAAAAUACCUUGGAUACAACAACUGUGCUGCGCUCAAUAAAACAAUCUCAGCGUGAUGAUCCAGCUAUUGCACAUGCGCUAGCCUUCCGGUCGGCAUGGGCGCAGGGUAACUACUGCAAGUUGUUCCAACUUUACAAGUCAGCACCUCUGAUGGCGGGACAUUUGAUUGAUUGGUUCAUCGAUAGAGAGCGCAAGAGUGCACUGCGCACUAUUUUAAAGGCUUACCGACCCUCUAUUGGCAUUGACUAUAUCUCGAAUUUACUUGCUUUUGGAAGUAAAGAAAAAUGUAAAGAGUGGCUAGAGACAUUCAGCAUGCAAAUGAUUAGUGCUGAAAGUGAUCAUAUUGAUUGCAAAUUAGCAACAACAAUGAAUAUCUAAUUAAAUUACUAUCGUUUUCUUAGUGAGGAAAUUAUACAAGCGAGUGAAAGCUUAUGAGGUGGCGUAAAUUACAAUGCAAUAUAAUGUGACUGCGAAUAAGUAUUCUUUGCGAUGAAGCCGACAAUUUAGAGCCUAACCAUCAGAUAAAAAUGAGAAAAGUUUAUCAGCGGCAAAGUGCGAAAACACCUCAUUGGGUUCACUUCAUGAGAUAUAGUGUGGAGCGUUUUAAACGUGUGUGGUGCUUUAUGCCUUGCGCGGUACAAAUAUUUUAAACGGUUAACACAUUGCAAUUAUUCUGGGGAUUACAAAUUUUAAACAUAAAGGGGGGAUUUGAAUAUAAACGUUCACGUGCGGUAUUUAGGCAUCCAACAAAUUUAGUGAAAUAUGCGAAUUCAAUGUGCAAAUAACUAUACAUUUCGGGUAAAGAACUUUUGAGCGUGUUCAUAUCAAAAUACAUUAAAUAAAAUACAAAAAAAAAAUAGCCAUAUUGGCAACGGGAAACGGUAAGGAAUUUUCGGGCGUCGCGCUAAUAAAUUUUUAAAAAUUAUAAUCAAAGUUGACGAGGUCCACCGUCCACCGUAUCCACGGCAACGCUAAAGUCAAUAAUAUAAGAGGAAAAGUAAGAAAAGAAAUUUCCUAUUUAUCUAAUAUGAAAGUGGUUAAGAAUGCCGAAAACUCAUCUAUGGAAAAGUUUUGAAAUUCAAUUGGAGAAUUUAACAAUUCAACACUACGCUAAUUGGACAAAUAUCCUUAUAUAACUUAAUAUAGUCAACAUCUGUUUCUUGCCGGCCAUGACGAUUAACUUAAUUCCGAUAGUGCAAUGGAUUCAUAAUCUGUCGUAAUGAAAUAGUUAUUAACUUUAAAUUGAAUUCUUUUUUUUUUUUUGUUAUAUCAUUGAAACGAGUCUUCUUGCAAUGUUAAGUUCUCGAUUCUAUGUACUAUCAAUAGGUUGAUACAAUUUUUUGAAUGGCUUGAUAAAAAAAUUAUAAUUCAGUCAAUCUAGCUGUGUAUCCGUGAUGAUGCUUACGAAAACAACUUUUUUUUUGCUGCCUCAUCUGAAUUAUAAUAAAAAACAAUUUUUUAAAAUAGGCUGCAGAGUUAAAGUAUCCACAAAAUAUAUUAGGUAUAUGUUUUAUUAUCCAAAGGAUUAUUGUAAAUUGUAACAUAAUUUGAAUGUCAAUUUUCCUAAUGUUUUCUGUCUCUUCUACAAUUAUUUAUGAACGUUAACAUAAUAUUUUGUUGCCAAAUUAUGUGAGUCUCAAGAUGAUGGAAUGAUGAUGUCGGGGCUGGUUAAACCUCUUGCUAUCUACAACACUGAGGUUUGGAUCCAUUAAAAGUUUAUAAAUUUCUUCUGUGCCGCAAAAUGCAAACGAUACUGUUUCGAAUCACAGAAUUGAUAACUAGGAAAUGUUCCCGCAACAACGCGUGCAUUCUUCAACGCCACCGUAUAAUAUUUAUUGCUUAACAAAAGCGGAAAUUGUUUUAUGCAGCUCGGCCAUCGUGUUAUCUUCAAUACGAACCUUACGUUUUAUCCCGAGUUCCCCGAUUUUAUUAAUUAUUACAUUUAAAUAUGUACUAUUAAAUGUAUAAGGCCUUUUAAAAUAUCUAGAUUUAAGUAUUUAUAUAUGUAUAUAUAAUUGUUACUGAUUUCCGAUUGUUUUUUGGCAUUUGCUCCAACCAAAAGAGUUUACCUCCAUUUGCAUAUGGUUGACGCACGUCUGCAUGAACGUAUAAUAAAUUUGCCAAAGGAAUUUGGA